This is a messenger RNA of Suricata suricatta (meerkat), 1984 nucleotides long. Its product is annotated as homeobox protein cut-like 1. The coding region runs from base 596 to 1531 and encodes 311 amino acids. The transcript has 6 exons. The record is from RefSeq and is a predicted model, not a curated record. NCBI's taxonomy places the organism in Eukaryota, Metazoa, Chordata, Mammalia, Carnivora, Herpestidae.
CACAGGGGGAGACAGUGACAACAUCAGGCAUGUCCAGCACCAGCUCCAUUGUGGACCGAUACCCAAGAAGUCGGAGUGGUAAAUGGCUGCCAACCAUCAAAAGGCAUUCCUGUAUACGGUCUUGUUCAGACAUUGCACCCUACCGGAUUUAACAUAAAAACAUGGCUCAUCAGGAAGAGCAGGCAAACCCAAGACGCCGAGAGGGGAGAGUUUAAAAGGAUCAAUAGUGGAAUAUAAACAAUUGACGUGAGGGUUCUAAAGGUGAUAAAGCAGAAGCAAAAUCGUGACGGCUCUCUGAAAGUCGGCGUCUCACACAAUUCAAACUCUCUCAACCUGUGUCGAUUCACCUGCACGAGUAUGGAGAAAUCACAGCCCCUGGCUAAUGUGUGGGAAGUCCAAGUUUCUGGCUCGGCUUCGCUGAAGUCCGGCUAAGGGUUUGUCUGGAGUCUCUACACCGCAAACUUCGCAUCGGACGGGAUCUCUCAUCGACGCCGGGAAAAGGCCCGGGAAGCAGGCAAACGCAAUACCGCCUUCCCCGACGCUGGGAGACGCUGGGAGAGGGCUCCGGGUAAAGACGCUCGCACCAGCACACCCGAUGCGGCCCAGCCCGACGGGUAGGCUGCCCGCUUCCUCUCACCCAAGUCAACGACCCCAUCGGAGCCCGGAAGAAGGGUCCCCCGCCCGCCCCAACGUCCCUCCCUGCCCCCAGGCGGAACGGGAAGCUGUCCUUCCCUCCACCGCGGGACUGCUCACGCCGCGGGGUGGAGGACAGGCGGGAGGAAGGCAGGGGGAGCGCCGCCCCUCACCCGUGCCGCCCACGGUGCGGGCGCUGCCGUUGCGGGGCCCGGAGAGUCAGAGGCGCUCUCACGCCCGGCCGCCUCGGGGAAGCGCCGAGGUGUCCGCGCGCCUGCGCACCAGGGCCCGAGGGCGGGAGGUGUGCGACCGGCGCAGCGUUCCAGCCCCGAGGGCGCGCGGCUGCGGGGCGGUUGGGCCGGGCCGGCCGCCCAGGGGUCCCACGCUACGCUCUCGGCCAGCGUCGGUUCCCUCGGGGGUAUCGCCGGCGCCUACCUCGUCCAGGGUGGCAGGGAGACGCGAGGUGGUGCCGCGGCUCGACGACCUCUCCGACCAGAUCCCUGGCCCGGCAGGGGCAAGUGCAGCGGGCCGUCCCGCCCUAGGGACAGGCAGAUGGGAGGAGGUAACACACAAAAUAGCAUCUUCAGGGUCACACAAGUCACCAGAAAUAGGAAAUGAAUCAUCUGCAAUAGGAACAAGUUCUAGAAUUGGAAGUAUAAUGGAACCAAAGAUGCUCAUGAUCACUUUUCCAGGCGAAGAAGGUGAGCACACAGAUGUUCCAGGCGGUCACCAAAUUCUGUUGAUUCUCCACCUGAGAAGCAGCUCCUGCCUCCUGGCCAUCCCAGAGCAGCCCGGGUCCAGCUCUCAACAGCACCACUUUUCUAGACGUCUGCUAUGCCCACCUGGUUGGCCUCUCUGCCGUCUACAAAUUGAGAAAGUCAAAUUUAAGCCCCUCUAGUCUCCUCCAGCUCUAAAACGUGACCUAACUUAGAAUAUAUGGAAGAAAGACUGGAGUGGUUCUUUCAGAACCAUGUGAGUUCCUUCGGGUCUGCUUUCUUUAAUAAGGUUUUUGACAGGAAAACCCGUGUAAACUUAAUAUUGAAAAAUAAAAUAAACGAAAAUUAUUUCUGCCAUCAUGAUCUGUGGUAUUGGAGCAGAAUCCUCAAUCUUGAGUUUGAAGUGUUACCCAUUCAUUGAGCAAGGAAUGAUUAAUAGAGAGUAAAAGAGAAAUAAAUCUAUUCAAUACUUAAAGUUCCCCAGAAGUGAGUGGUGCAGCUCCCCGUUUGCUGCUGGAUGCAGCAUGGCCAAAGAACCUGGAGAAGUGGCAGUCCUACCUUCAAGGAAGCAUGGGAACAGAGCCUAGCAAAGGACAAAAGCAGCCCUAAAAGACCAAAAAAAAAAAAAAAAAAAA